ACAGUAGCGACGUUUUUACCGUUGCACCACUGAUGUAACUUUCAUUUCCUCCUCGUUAAGGGUCAUACACAUGAGAACAGAUUUUGUAAAGAGUCAAAUUUACGAAGCCGAAACUAAAUACAAUCACUCCAAUUCAUUUGAAUGAUGCUACGGGCGCUGUGUCGGACCGGCGGGGCCCUUCUGCAGCAGACCCAGCGUGCGGCGCCGAGGCUGUGGGUCACCCCGGCCCAGCAGCGAUGGGCGUCCAGCCUCCCCAUGAACACCGUGGUCCUGUUUGUGCCGCAGCAGGAGUCCUGGGUGGUGGAGAGGAUGGGUCGCUUCCACCGAAUCCUAGAGCCGGGUUUAAAUUUCCUCAUACCUGUACUGGACCGAAUUGGCUAUGUGCAAAAUCUCAAAGAGAUGGUCAUCGAUGUCCCGGAGCAGUCUGCAGUAUCGCUAGAUAAUGUAACGUUACAGAUUGAUGGAGUGCUUUACCUAAGGAUCCUAGACCCUUACAAGGCCAGUUACGGUGUGGAGGAUCCUCAGUAUGCCGUCACACAGCUGGCACAGACCACCAUGAGGUCAGAACUGGGCAAACUCACACUGGACAAAGUGUUCAGGGAAAGGGAGUCCCUCAAUUCCAACAUUGUCCAGUCCAUCAACCAAGCCUCAGACGAGUGGGGGAUCCGUUGCCUGCGUUAUGAAAUCAAAGAUAUUUAUGUUCCCCCUCGGGUAAAAGAGUCCAUGCAGAUGCAGGUGGAGGCUGAGCGUAAGAAGAGAGCCACAGUGCUGGAGUCUGAAGGGACGAGGGAGGCGGCCAUUAACAUCGCAGAGGGUCAUAAACAAGCCCAGAUCCUGGCCUCCGAGGGAGAGAAAGCAGAGCAGAUCAAUAAUGCGUCUGGAGAGGCUCAAGCAGUGUUGGCCAAAGCAGAGGCUAAGUCUAAGGCUAUCCGUAUGCUGUCAGACGCUCUGACCGAGCAGAAUGGAAACGCGGCGGCCUCCCUUAGCGUGGCUGAGCAGUACGUGUCAGCUUUCUCCAAACUCGCCAAAGAGACCAACACCAUCCUCCUGCCCUCCAGCACCGGGGACAUCAGCAGCAUGGUCACACAGGCUAUGACCAUUUACAGCUCAUUGGCAAAGACGAGCACACAUGUAGUGGAGGAGAAGAAGAGUGAUGAUGAUGAUGGGAACAAACCACAUCAAUAGCAGGACUCAGCGGACACAGAAUGAACUCUACUGACACAGAACCACAAGCAGCUACAGUUAUGUUUUCAGUUAUUGGGACUCCAGGGCAUCGCCGUGAGAAAAGCUUCACACAGCUUCAACUGACAGGACAGAAGGAAAACUGACAACUUUAAACACUUCAGGAAUGUUUUGCCUUGGGGAAAAUCAUGUCCUGUCUCAGAGGAUUUCUAAUCUUCACUGACUAUUCUUUACGUUUCGUUAUUGUCUGAUUGGGAAAUUAACACAUUUUUAGCCAAAUAUUCUCACAACAGUGACUUUGGCUGGCUGGCGAGAGGGAGAAAUAGAUGUCAGGUUUUUGAGAUUCACCAGCUUCUGGGUGCAAAAUACGGUCGUGCAGUAAUGAUUUAACAUCAUACGUUAAUUAUUUGUACUUACAUGACCUCAAUUGGACUUAAGGUUUCAAAAUAUAAUUAAAACACACAAUCUUGUUAAAUGUAUUUGACUUUUGAUACUGAUAUUGAGGGCUGUCUUACAUAAGCUUUCAGGUUUGUAAUAAUGUCUUCAGCCUUAUUGGGGCCAGCAGCUUUGAGUUACAUGUGAUGUCUGACUGUUUGCUUCAUAAUGCUGAUAAGUUUUACAAAAUUAAGUUGAUUCACAAAAAGCAUCACCCUAAAAGCAACCCUUAUCCAGUAUCUACUUAUAUUAUUUAACAAUACCCAUCCAUCCAUCCAUCUUCUCCCGCUUAUCCGUGGUCGGGUCGCGGGGGUAGCAGUUCCAGCAGAGAGCCCCAAACUUUUAUUUAACAAUACCUUAUUAGUUAAUUGUAAAUACACAGCCGGCCCUAUAGGAACAAAUGUCCAAUAAUUGUCUUCUUUUUUUUUAUUCACCUCAUAUGUCAUGAGGUUCAUGAAGUACAAGAAACAAAGAUUUGUGAAGUGGAAUUAGACUAAGUAGGCUACGUUUGAAAAUAUACACGUUAGAAGAAUACUGCAUAGACGAUCCUAAAGAAAAACUUGGACUUCUUCAGAUGUUUGGGAACCCUUGACUGUAAAUGAAUGAAAUCUUACAUUAUAAUUUGAAAAAAUAUGUUAAAGUUGCCCUCCAUGUUAUGGGUUACUUUUUUGGUUCGCCAAUGUACAAUUACCAUGACAAUACAAUGUAAAAAAGUUGUUUAAUUUGGUCUGAGUGUCAAUAAAUCAAUGUAUAAAUGCU
This is a messenger RNA of Gymnodraco acuticeps, 2376 nucleotides long. RefSeq names its product stomatin (EPB72)-like 2 (gene stoml2). NCBI's taxonomy places the organism in Eukaryota, Metazoa, Chordata, Actinopteri, Perciformes, Bathydraconidae. Gene Ontology annotation, cellular component: membrane. The record is from RefSeq and is a predicted model, not a curated record. Bases 142 to 1185 code for a protein of 347 amino acids. The transcript is spliced from 10 exons.